UGUUUACGUCACUUCCUUCUCUGCUCAGCAUGAUGGCGGUGUCCAUGACGGACCUGGCACAUUGACUUCGCCCUGACGUUUACAGUUUAUAGUCCCCAUAAUUUAAAGUCGGGACGUUUUUUUCAGUAGAUGACAGAUAUCAGUCAACCUUUAUUGGACUAAAUCGCAGAUCAUGGCUCUUCACAGACUGUCCUUCAGGCUACGGCAAACGGUAACCCAUGCAAGGUCCCUUCAUACCAGUGUAUGUGGGCAGCAGCAGGAGGCUCUGGCUACAGAGUCAGAAUCUGAGCCCUUCUCAGUCUUCAGAACACAGGAGACUGAUCCGGCAUGUCAUUCAGAGAAACAUAUCGGACAGUACUACACUCUGCCAUCAGCGCACAUUAGUCGUGCGUUCCCUCACGGCCUCCCACGGCGCUUCCAACAACAGGUGAAGACAUUCAAUGAAGCCUGCAUCAUGGUGAGGCAGCCAGCUCUGGAGGCCAUGUCCUACCUGAAGAAAACGGACUUCAGCCAGCCUGCUCUGCGAUAUUUAUUCUACGGGACGAAGGGCAGUGGGAAGACGAUGUCUCUCUGUCACACAGUCCACUUCUGCUACACACAGGGAUGGCUGGUGCUGCACAUCCCUGAUGCUCACCUGUGGGUGAAGAACUGUAAGGAGCUGCUGCAAUCAUCCUUCAACCCCUCCCGAUUUGACCAGCCGCUACAAGCGAUGACAUGGCUACGUAACUUCAGAAUCACCAGUGAACCUUUCCUGUCAAAGAUAAAAACAAAGCAGCGCUAUAUAUGGACAAAGAGAGAGUCCACAGAAGAAGGACGCCCACUAGGAGAGCUGGUGGAUCACGGUAUAUCUCGCGUGAAGAGCAGCAGUGAUGUGGUGGGGGCGGUGAUCAAGGAACUGAGACGGCAAACUGGGCAACCGGGGUCAGACUUUCGCCUGGCCGUGGCUGUGGAUGGUGUCAAUGCCCUGUGGGGGAAUUCCACCAUCAGGAAGGAGGAUAAGAGUUUUGUGGAUCCAGGAGAGCUCACUUUGAUUCAUAACCUGAGAAAGCUCAUGAAGAACGACUGGACUGGAGGCGCCAUCAUCGCCACUCUAGCUCAGACUGGGUCAAUCCACACUUCAAAAUCUGCCUACUUGCCUCAAGAGCUCCUUGGAGAGAAGGGCUUUGACAGCAUGGAUCCGUUCAUCCCCAUGUCAGUGCCCAUCUACAGCGAGAAGGAGUUUGAGAGCUGUUAUCUCUACUACUUGGACCGCCACUGGCUGCAGCAUCCUCAGAGCCACACGGAAGAAGGAAAGAAAGAGCUCAUCUUUUUGACCAACAGGAAUCCAUCGAUGUUGGAGAGAGUUUGUAGCUUCUUGUGAAGUCGCCUAAAGAUUAAAAUCACACGGAGACACACAAAAAAUACCAGUGUACCCAAAAUACAUAUACAGUUGUCCAUGUCUAUAAUAUGUGCCCCUGUGUAAAUUAUGAUGCGUAUGUGUAACUUUGAUAAUAAAAAGUGAAAGUUAAAAAAA
This is a messenger RNA of Mugil cephalus (flathead mullet), 1513 nucleotides long. RefSeq names its product death associated protein 3 (gene dap3). The transcript is spliced from 13 exons. Lineage: Eukaryota; Metazoa; Chordata; Actinopteri; Mugiliformes; Mugilidae. Gene Ontology annotation, molecular function: structural constituent of ribosome. The coding region runs from base 173 to 1360 and encodes 395 amino acids. The record is from RefSeq and is a predicted model, not a curated record. Gene Ontology annotation, biological process: apoptotic process. Gene Ontology annotation, cellular component: mitochondrial ribosome; mitochondrial small ribosomal subunit.